AUGGAUGACAGGAAAGCGCUGAUUGCCGCAGUCGGUGAGGCGGCGGCAGCAGCGCCUGCUGGAGAAGGCGAGGAGGGCUCAGCAACGCGAUAUGAGAGUCUCCUGGUCUUUGUCAAGCGCCAUUCCUCGAGGAGCGAUGACCUGAACCUCGGGGAGGUGUUCCAGACCAUGUCAAAGAAGGAACACAAUUGGGUGUGGACCCAGGUCCUGGAGGCCGUGGCGCCGAUCGUCGAACAGGGAAGGUUCUUGUCGUCCCAGGAAGAGGAAGAGAGUGACGACGAGGAAGAAGGGGAGGAGGAGGAGAACAGCACCAGAGAAGCAAAGAGAGAAGGCACUACGCCUGAGCGGCCGUCUACCCCGGAGAGCGCCGGAGCCCAGACGAUGCCGCGCCGGCCACGUCGGGGAGCGGCCGACAGCGGCGGCGACGGUGGCGGGAGGGGCGGCGGAAGCUCCGGCGACAAGAACGCGAAGAAGAACAACCAAGCAAGCGUUUCACUUGCGAUGGAGGUGCUUUACGCCUCAGCGACGCUUGCCCAUGAGUUCCUGGCCGACAAAGAGCGCGUCGCGCCGCGGGCGCUGGUAGACACGGCGGUGUACCUGCACGACAUCGUACUGUCGCUGCAGGGGCUGCAAGGGGAGGCUCUCCGGAGGGUCAUCGCCAAGGUGUGCGAGAUGUGGUGGACGCAGGACCGGCCCGGGGCGGAGCACCUGGUGGUGCACCUGAUACCGGUGAUGCUCGUCCGAUCCCUUAGCCCGGACGCCAAGGAGGCGGACGUGAAGAGGAUGCACGGGUUGAAGGGAGCGCUGCUGCUCCUCGACUUCGAGGACGAGAGCAGCGACAGCCUCAGGGCGCUGCUACUCAGGACGUUCAUGUCCCCGGUGUACCUCAAGUGUUCCGAGGGUAAACGCCUCCUUGCUUCGUUCUUCGGCCUGCACCCGUCGCUCGUGUCCGAGAUUCACGCCGUCAUGAAGGCGCAGAUGCCUGGGGCCAAGAAGGCCGUGCUCGCCGCCUACGGGGAGGUGUACUUUCGAGUGUGGAGAGGGACGGAGGGACAGUACCUGGAGAAGGUGGAGAUGCUCUGCCUGCAGGACCUGAUGCAUGCAUGCAUUCACGCCUCUACGCCAAAGAUGCACCAGAACAUCCUCAUCGUCCUGGAAGGGCUGCAUUCGCAGAAGAAGGUGAAAGGGGUGGACGCUGAUCUCCUCCGGCUGUAUGGUCCGGUCAUGUGGAGGUCUCUCCGCGUCGCCAACCCCUCCGUUCGCGCACAGGCCUGCCAGGUGCUCGUGGACGCCUUCCCUCUGCAAGACCCCUCCGCAGGCGCGGCUUCCUACGACGCCACCCUGCAGCAGCAGUUCGUCGCUCUCACCGAUCUGCUUGAAGACGCACACCCCCAAGUCAGGGCUGUCGCCGGCAAGGGCGCGUGCCGUGUCCUGAGCGUGUUCUGGGAGAUGGUGCCGCUAGACACGACCAGAGCGCUGCUUACGAGGGUGGUGGGGCGGCUGGCCAGCGACGGGUCCUCUCCGGCCGUGAGGCUCGCUGCCGUGGAAGGGCUGUCCGUGCUGCUGGAGUGCCCCGCCAGCCACGCCGUGCUCAAGUCCAUGCUGCCUGGUGUCCAGAACCUCAUCCACGACACGAACAAGAAGGUGCGCACGGCGUUCGUGAAGCUGCUGCUGGUGGUGAAGGGGGUGAAGUCCAUCAAGUACUACCAGGUGGCGACGGUGGACCACAUCCUCGCACGUCUGUCCGAAGAUGACGCCAAGUGUCCCGCUUCCGCCUCGGGACUGUCAAAGCUCAUCCUCAACUCCUACUUCCCGACGGGAUCUGGAGUGACCGGAUCAUUCCAGGUCUCGCGGUGCCUGACGCUGCUGUCGCAAGACGAGGGAGCAGCCGUGGCGUUCUUCUCCCGCCUGCACCAGAACGCCGGGGUGCCCUCGUCCGCCAAGAUGAUCGCGAUGCUCGUGCGCUGCAUCCUCGUGGUCGCUCGCGCUUCUGCUGCUGCUUCUGACGACGACGAAGAGGAGGAGGAUGAGGAGGAGAAGAAGAAGGUCGACCGUAAGGGCAAGAGGAAGGGGGUGGAGGAGGGAGGGGGUCAGCGCGGCGCGAAAGGAGGCAACAAGACGGGGUUGACUCUGAAGGCGUCCGACUCCAAGACCAUGUCAGGCAUCCUGAACCUAAUCGCGAGUAUCUGGGAGAGCAUCCUGCCCGCGCUUGAGAAGACCAUCAAUGAGCCUUCGCUCGACCUCAUCCAGCAGACGGUGACAGGCGAGGCGUUGUCGAUCCUGUAUAGGCGUUUUUCCGGUCAGGACGAGUGCCGGGCGGCAUUCAUGCGAGUGGCGGGGCUCGCGGGCGGAGAUCUAGCCCCCGGUAUGCUGGAGGACGUCGUGGUUGAGAUGCUCGCCCUGCCCGCGGAUGCGCCGCCCUCUGCGUACGGGCCCACCGUCGACCUGCUGUGCUCGUGGGGGCAGCACGAGCACCUGGUGGGAGCGGUCGUGGAGAGCCUGAGGAAGGCGUUUUCCGUACCUGUGAAAACGACGACGGCGACGGCCACCGACGAGGAGGCUGGCAGCGGCGAGAUUGCUGACGGAAAAGGGAAAAGUUCACGCGGAAAGCGCCGUCGACCCGCCUCUCGCAAGGAAGGAAAUCACGACGAAGGAGGAGGAGGAGGAGGAGGAGGAGGGACGUGCAUCCCCGCUCCCCUGGCCUUGAACAUGCUCGGCCACCUGCUGGCGGGAGGCGAGGGUCACCCGUCGACGGGGGCGGCCCGCGAUGCCAUCAUGGCGAGCGAUGAAGCGGUCGGCAGCUUGGAGGCGGUACUGGUCUUGGCACGCUCAGCCGCAACCACUCGCCUUUCGUCCUCAUCGGCAUCCACCUCUUCCUCCCUCACCACCACCGUCACCACCGCUACCGCUACCGCUACCGCUAAACGUGAGGACGAAGAGAGAGUGUCCCUCCGCCGCCGUUGCCCCGACGCCCUCCUCGUCCGCGCCCUGGAGGCCCUGGGGCGGGUCUACAUGCACAGGGAGGCGGCGGUCGUUGGGGACGACAGCGGCAACCCCCCCACUGCUGCUGCUGACGAGGGCUCCGCGGCGGCGGGAGAGGACGUGUCGAUGCUGCUGCAGCCCAUGCCGUUCUCUGUGAAGAUGCGCGAGCUCAUGGUGUGGGCGACGAACACGGUGCUCCCGGUCCUUGUCGGCGGUGGCGGUGGCGGUGCUGCUGCUGUGGAGAUGGUCGAGGAGGGAGGCACCCCGGUCAAGCCGGGCAGUGCGAGGCUGGUGGCAGAGUCCCCCUCGCCCAUGCCCCCUCCGAGGUCAAGAGCACGCGCUAGCCUAGACAACGACGGUGGGGAUGCUAGCAGUGCGGCCGCCGUUCGUGCUCUGGCGGGAGGCGUUUUCGGAGUGGUGGUCCUGCUGGCGUCGGAGUGGGUGGAGGUAGGCUCUGGGCUGGCGGAGAUCAGCAUGAGGGCUGACACCUGGGGCAACCGGCUCUUGGCCUCCCUCCUUCAGGUGCUCAUGAGGUGCGCCGAUCGCCGGGUUUCCAUGAGCGAGGAGGCUCUGUUCGUGGGGGAGGAGGAAAGGAGCAAGGCGACGUGUGUCCAGAGUUUCCUGGCAGCGUCGGUGGCCCUGGAGGGGAGGAAGGACGGCAUGUCUUCGCUCGUGGAGCGACUGAUGGCCUUCAUGUUCACCCAGGCCUUCAUUUCGGACGAAGAUGACGAGCAAGGCGGAGCCGAAGAGAUCACCGACAAAGGACCAAGCAUCGACGGCCUCACGCGGCUCGAGGUACGCGCCAUGCAAGACGCCGAGUCCGACGAACCUCCCGGGUGUCUGCUGCUGCAGCUCUCGAGGCCCGCGGCGGCGGUGUUGGAGAGCGUCCUCCGCUCCUCGCCGGCUUCCAAGGCGGCGGGAGCGUUGGUUCUGUCUCACCUGGCCGCCUUCGGGGAUGCCUCCGGGGCAGGGGAGGACGCGUCGUGGCCGCUCUUCUGCGCUCACGUCCUCGUCGCCCUCAUCGAGAACGCCCCGGCCAAGACGCGCCUGCAGCUGGCCGCGGACGCCCACGCGGGGCUCAGGUCGGCGGCCGCCUCGACGUCGACCUUGUCGUCGCCCUUCUCCUUCUCCGAGGGCAACAAGAGCGGUGCGGUAGUGUCACCAGCGGGUGCCGACGCUCCGGAGGAGGAGGAAGGGGUUUCCACGAGGAAGGCUGCGGCGUUCGCGGUGGGGGCGAUCUAUGGGCGGCUGGAGGCUGCCCGGCGGGCGGCGGUGACGGGGGUUGAAGGAGAGGCGCAGGGGGUGGCGAUGGUGGGCGCUGCAGCGGCGGUGGCUGUUUCGGCUUGA
Ectocarpus siliculosus is the source of this 4329-nucleotide messenger RNA. Lineage: Eukaryota; Phaeophyceae; Ectocarpales; Ectocarpaceae. The record is from the annotation of a GenBank genome assembly.